AGCAGACGUCAAGGAGAAAGAUUUAAGGCAGGUUUUUACUUCAAUGAAUACAUGAUCACUAAGAUCAGGUUAUGUGUGGGUCUUUAGAAGCUCGUAUAACACAUACCUCGCAAUGAAUAGUCAGCGAAUCAUGUAAGCUGGAAGUACACCAUCAACACGAUGCCACGAUUCCGUGGACUCUGAACCUUAAUCUCAAUCUCAGCUGAUAUUAGAUCAAUGCGGGUAGAUAGGACCACGAACUAGACAUCAGAGAUAUCAAUAUCAUAGGACGGACUAAACCUCAGAGAUUUGUCAAAUUGAAAUUCACCAUAGGACGGACUAAACAGAGAUAUCAAUGUUUUGAUAGGACGGACUAAACAGUCGAGAUAUCAAUUUCAUAGGACGGACUAAACAGUAGAGAUAUUGAUAUUACGUCAAAAACUCUAAGACGCGGAAGCAGCGACGCGUUGCAUCUCCAAUUUUUCUGUGACAAUAACAAAGCACUGGAACUGAAGAAGGAGAUUGACAGAAAGGUUGACAAUGCUAUUAAGAAGGAAAAUGAGUAUGAGGAGAACGCAAGAAGAGCAUCGGUUUCGCUUAUGGGUAGCUUUUAUAUCCAUCUUUUUCGGCAUCUUGGUCACCUUUUGCCUUGUAUUCUGCUCAUGAAAUACAAGGGGAGGGUCGAGAUGAGGGGACCAAGAUGGAAGGGAGCCGAGUCUAAAGUGGAGAAGCCGGAGCAGUCGACUGCUGCAGCCAGUUCCUUUUUGAAACCACAAGGCGAACAAACUACUCCCACUGCUACUACCACGUACAAAACUGCCAUGGUAUCUUCUUACGGCGGUUUUACUGGAUCAUUCAUAGAUAUUAAUGUACUAUACCAUUCUCACAAAUGAGGCUUAAGAUGAUACAUAGAAUCAUUCAAUCGAAUUGAAUAUCCAUAUGCAUAGCCUCCAUUGGGAAAUGAGUAGACAAAUGAAUGAAAUGGUGCAAUUCUCUUCACUUGCAGUCUCUUUACAUUAGUUUUACGCUGCUCGUCUAAUCUUUCGCAAUUCUGAC
This is a messenger RNA of Amoebophrya sp. A25, 1035 nucleotides long. NCBI's taxonomy places the organism in Eukaryota, Dinophyceae, Syndiniales, Amoebophryaceae. The record is from the annotation of a GenBank genome assembly.